UGUAGGUUCCACGUAAGCUGGCCACUUGUGGCUGCCUCGCCGCCUAUCAAAGGCGGUGCUCGCCUAAGGCACGCGGCAAUGGCGCCCAAAGCGGUUCAGGGCCAUUUCUGCGAGCUGCCGGAGCGAGGCGUCAAGCUCUACUAUGAGAUUCAAGGCCCAAUGCGGCGUGAUUUUCAAGGCGACAAGGAGGAGGUGCUCUUCCUACUGCUGGGCUCCGUGGCUGAUCUGCGGAAGACCACGGACCAGCAGUUCGUGAACGCCGGGGUGGGGAUGCUGAAGGUCUUUGCAUAUGAUCACCGUAAUAGCGGGCGAUCGACCAUCAAGGACGAGCCCUGCACGAUGGAGGACUACGCGGACGAUGCGGCAGCCCUACUUCAGGCGGUGAUGCCUGACAGGCGCCCGGUCUCGGUGAUGGGCGUGUCCUUCGGCGCCAUGGUGGCGCAGCACUUGGCCCUGAGGCACCCGCAGCUCAUCAAGAAGCUCGUGCUUUGUUGCGGCCCCAGCGGUGGUGAGGGCGGCAUGUCCUAUCCCAUCCACGAGUGGUACGUGCCCGGUGUGUCCAUGGAAGACCGUGUGGUGCGAAGGAUCUUCCAGGCAAAUAGCUCCAGGGACGACGCCUGGAAAGAGAGGUGUAAGAGCGAGUGGGAAAUGGUCCACACGCUGCUUCUGCGAGACGAGAAGGUCGGCCUGGAGGAGCCACUGCGGCAGGUUGGCAUCCAGCGCCAGCUGGAGGCGCGGCGAGGCCAUGACACCUGGCAGAGGUUACCGGAGCUGCAAAAGAUCGAGACGCUGGUCUGCGGCAGCCCAGAGGACCAGAUCACGCCGGUGGAGCUGCUGGAGAAGAUGGCCAACCGCGUGGGCUGUGAGAAGAAGCUGGACUUUGAGGGCGGGCAUGCCUUCCCUGCGGCGGACGCCAAGUGCAUGCCGUUCAUCAACGACUGGCUGCGGAGGCCAAGAGAGUCCGCCACCAAUGGCCACAGCAUCCUUUGGCCGCUCGGGGCGAUUUGGCAACCGAUGGUCGA
This is a messenger RNA of Effrenium voratum, 1022 nucleotides long. The record is from the annotation of a GenBank genome assembly. Lineage: Eukaryota; Dinophyceae; Suessiales; Symbiodiniaceae.